Messenger RNA from Peromyscus californicus insignis, 6274 nucleotides. It is a transcript of the gene Tbc1d21, whose product is annotated as TBC1 domain family member 21. The record is from RefSeq and is a predicted model, not a curated record. The coding region runs from base 4458 to 5564 and encodes 368 amino acids. Lineage: Eukaryota; Metazoa; Chordata; Mammalia; Rodentia; Cricetidae. Gene Ontology annotation, biological process: activation of GTPase activity. Gene Ontology annotation, molecular function: GTPase activator activity. The transcript has 11 exons.
GCUCAGAAGAGCUGCCACCCGCUCCACCCUCGCCCCUGUUCCUAUCACACAGGUGACACAUGACAUGCAGCCGUCUCCAGCACUGUCAGAAAUACCCCGCUCUGUGGGAGUGAGGGCAGAAAGCCUGACACCCCAAAUCUAAACUUAUCCUGGCUCUCCACAAAGAGGGGCGAAGAGAAAAGAACAGUAAAACAUCUUCAGUGUGCAUGACUUAUACGGAGACCUCGAUUGUCCCAGACCCUGAGGGUCCUGGGACGUACACUUUGAAGGGGCAGGUACUACUCACAGAGAACCAGCUGAGCGGCAUUUCGGAAUUAUGUCAUGUGGCAUUGGCUUGAAGGGAAUGCAAGCCAACUCGGUUCCUUACGUUGUUGACCUUACUGCUUUUUCAGUCUUAGGUUCCUGGAUAUGUGUAGAAGAACAGAAACUGACAGGUUUGUGGGAUUUCUGAACGUGGGCACAGAUGUCACUACAAGCCUCAUGGAAUCAGGUGGCAUCUUGACUGAGUCUUGAGCACGGUGAUUUUCAUGAACAAGCCCUGGGCAUAGGGAACAGCCGCGGUGUAGCCGGAGGUGCAGUGAGAACCGGUGGCUGGUGCCACAGUGCUUGCCAGCCACACUGGGCUCUUGACAGACACUGCUUCGUUUAUCCUUCAGGCCCAGCAGGCAUUACCAUCCCCCACCUCCCCCCAGGCGCCCGCCGGGAGGAUACCGAGAUUCAUACAGGGUAAGAGGAGAGAGUGUCAAACAAAUGACUUCUGUCCCGCCUCCCGGGAGGAGUCUCAUUGUGUGGAAGAUGACAAACGGCACAACAAUGCCUGCUGCCAGGAGCAGCAGGCUCGGGGUGUCAACCCACUCCACGGCUGGCAGGUGUCGCCAAGGAACACACAAGUCACCCAGCACCAGAUGGGAUCCCGCUUCAGUCACACGGAGAAGAGACGGAACAAGAGCUAUUUCAAUAGCGGGUGUCUGUCCCCCUGAGACCAGGGGUCUCAGUCUGCCACCAACCCAGGAUGAUGACCUUCACAUAGCAGCCUUCCUGCUGCAGGUGAAGGCCUCCUUCCCGCUCCACCUGGAAGAGAUCUAGCAGGGCGGGCUGGCUAGGAGCCACAUGACGCACAAGCUUAAGCAGAACAAAGGAGCACACUUCGAGCCUGGAACAGGGGAAAGACGGUUGCAGGAAACGGAUGAGCUCCACUCAACCUUAAUGUACCUUAUCUCUUGGAAAGAAAGGGUUUUAGGCCCAGGCCACUUUCCCGAAGCUAAGCAGGAGUCAAAGGCUACUUGUACCCGGUCAGUAUUCCCCACUGCUGGGACCAAGGUCAAGUUGUUGGUGAGGCUGCCUCUGGAUUUGGACAAAGGUCUCCCUGGCACUACAACCCAAGAGCUUUCUUAGCUGCGUUCAGUCACUCCUCCCCAAACCCAGGUAACAAGAUCUGUGUAUGCUGACACAUACCUACACUCCCUGUGUUGGGGAGGCAGAGACAGGAAGAUUCCUGGGCUUGCUGGCCAGUAAGCCCAGCCUGCUUAGAGAAUUCCAGGUCAAUGACAAACUAUUUCAAAGCAAAACAAAAAACAACAGCAACAAAUAAGAGGUGAAAAGUCUGAAAUGUCUGAAGGUGAGAGUCCCCUGACCCCUGGAAGGCGCCCCCCCCCCCCACCAACACAGCCCAUCAGCUAACAGAUUCCUAAGGGAAAAGAUGGCUUAGGUGAACGUCUGUAAUGCUGACCUCAAGAAUGGCAUUUCAGAAAAUGUGGCUCUCGUGCCCUGAAGCAUCUCCAUGCACAGAGGUUUAAAGCAGAAAGCUGGAUUCCAGAGAGAGAGGGGAGAGAGAGGAGAAAGGAGAAAGAGAGUGAGGAGAGAGAGAGAUGCACAAAAGAAAAAUAAUAACCUGGCAUCCAAAAUUUUUUUCAAUUAUAUACAAAAACAGACGCAAGGCCUGUUUAGCCCCGGAAGAUGUGACGUGCUGGUAAGACUGUAAAGGAUACUGGAGAGAUGGCUCAGCAGUCGAGUGGGAUUCGGAUUCCAGCACCCACGUAACAAGCUGGGCUUCUGGGGCACACCUAUAACCCCAGCUCUGAAGUGGAGGGGAAAGACAGGAGAAGAGCUGGGGCUUGCUGGCUUUUAGGCUAAGGGAGAAAGUGGGAGCCCCAGGUUUAAGGAAAGAGCCUCCCUUAAGGGAAUAGAUGGGUGGUGAUAGAGGACCUUCCAUGCCUUAUUCUGUCUCUGUGCAUACAUACACUAUUGCACGUGCACGCAUGCGUACACACACACACAUACACAUACACACAUGUGUGUGUGUGCGUGCGUGCAUGAGCAUACACUCACAUACAUGAAUAAAUACAUUGUUUUGAAAGUAUCUGAAAAGAAGGUGUGGGUCAGAUUCAGGCCCUUUGUGCCCUGUGCAGAUCCUUGGACUCUGAAUGCUAAGCCCCUGCAUUGUUUCUCCGAGGUUUCAGUAACAUGAGUAGACUGGGCUGGCUAAUUUGAAGAGUUACGACCCAGCAUUUGCACCCAGGGAGUCGAAGGUUAAAGGAAGUUCAGCAGAUGAUCUAUGUCCACCACACUCAUUUUAGAAACCAAGUUGCAUUUAGCAUUCAGAUCAUUGGAACUCUUCUCUGCCCAGUCCCCCUCUUCUCAGGGAAGCUUGCAGUUAAUUCUACGCAAUGUGCAUUGCUAAUGUGGAGGAACAGAGGCAUCCGUCAUCCUUGUGCUCCCUCGGAACGCCCACGCUGUGUCUCCUGCUCCCUUGCAUUUGACUUGGAAACCUCACAGACCUCCAAAGGAAGCUGCUCUGAUGUGCAAGGAGUUGAUUCCUAUUCCACUCAGUCCCUGCUAGUGUUGCCCACCUCUCCAGCUCUGUGAAGACUUGGGGCAGCAGGCUAAGGUGAAGAGGCCCUCGGUAUCUUCCUAUAUAUGGUUAGGAAGCAGAGGGAGGAGAGAUGGGUGCUGGGCUUGCAGAGUCUUCCUGUGGUGCCUCCAGCCAGUAGAACAGUAGCAGGCAAGAAGACAAUGAAUGUGUCCACCCAAGACUUCCAUCUGGACAAUUCAGUUAAUAAGGCCACAAAGGCAGGGGUUGAUUGUGUUUUGUUUUCAUGGCUGGGGAAUCCAGGAGAUCGGUAGAAUCCACAUUUGAGGUCAGACUCCGAGUUCCACCCUGGAUCUCCUGACUGCAAAUUGUGUAAUCUGUGUUUGUGUAAUGACUGAAAGUGCUUUCCGGUCAGAAUGGACCUAAACAGAAAGGCAAGCAAUGUCAGAGGUAGAGAGCAUGACUGUGGAGCCAAGAGGCACCACCGAUUUAGAUCCGAUUGAAGCAGCAUUUACCAGGCACCAGAGGGCAUCACCAGAGUGAACACAAAAUAAUGACGUGACCCUGGUCUAACGGAAAUUGGGGUGAGAGGGGAGAGGGAUGCGUACAAGGCAGAGAAAUCGGUGGGAAAUCCAAGAGAGUGUCGGCCAUUCUGCUUAUUUGUUUCCUUUGAGACAGGGUUUCUCUGUGUAGCCCUGGCUGUCCUAGAACUCACUCUGUGGACCAGGCUGGCCUGGAACCCGCCUCUGCCUCUCGGGCGCUGGGGUUAAAGGUGCUCGCCACCACACCUGGCAGUAUCAGUUAUUCUUAUUCUAUUAAAUCAUUUAUUCAGUUGGUAGUCACACCAACUGUCUUAGUUCCGUCAAGACCAUGCUCUGGGUAUACAGGUAAAUAAAACAGAGGGUUGGAGCUGUGAUUCGGUGGAUGAAGUGCUGGCUGCACAGCAUGGUGCCCUGUGUUUGGGUCUCCAGCACAGCUGCGUGCAUCUGUAACUCUAGGGCUGGGGACAGACAUAGGGGGAUCCCUGGAGCGCACUGACCAGCCAGUCUAGCCAGACUGAGUGAGAAACCUGCUUCAAAAAAUAAGGUGCAGAGACUGAAGAGAACACCCCAGGCCAACCUCUGGUGUCUAGAAGUGCAACACAUACACACACACACACACACACACACACACACACACACACACACACACACCACACACCAGGAACCACUAUUCAAACGCUAAACCGUAGCCCCCUAAAUAAACUUAAAAAAAUCCACUCCUGGCCUCUAGAACAGACACACUGAUUUGGUGUUUUGUAAAGUCCUCCCUAAACCUGAGGCUGACUGUAGUUACCACUUAGCUCUGGUACUGGUCUGGUAAAACAACAGAUGAAGAGCCAGCGACAUGGAGAAGGGACUUGUGGCCCACCUCUUUCAGGAAGGCUACCCUGGCUGGUCCAACCCACCGGAUCCUGGUACUCUCUUAGCCCAACCCCCAGAGCAGAGCCUGUGUGCACUGUGAUUGGGGGGGGGGACCCAGUAGGUUUGCUCCUUUGACUUCUGUGAGUCUUCCAAGGUCAUUGUGAUGAGGGUUCCGGGGCCUUGUGACACACCUGGCUGGAUCUGUUCAAGUGGGGAAGCCAAGAGAGGCUCUGUUCCUUUAGGGAAUGCAAGGAAGAGCCCCUUCCCUGGCUCCCUCAGCAUCACUAGGGCUCCGCAGGAGAUCUGGACACAGGCAACUCCAAAGACAGCUGAAGGGAAACAUGACCACCCUUUCUCCGGAAAACAGCCUCUCUGCGAGGCAGUCAGCCACCUUCAUCCUGGAGAAGAGAAAACCCCCGAUUGACAAGACGGAAUGGGACAGCUUCUUCGAUGAGAAUGGUCACUUGGCCAAGUCUAGGGACUUCAUUUGUGUUAACAUCCUGGAAAGGGGUCUACACCCCUUCGUGAGGACAGAAGCCUGGAAAUUCCUCACAGGCUACUACUCAUGGCAGAGUUCCCGGGAUGAGCGGCUCAUGGUGGACAGCAACAGAAGGAGGAACUACAAAGCCUUGUGCCAGAUGUAUGAGAAAAUCCAGCCCCUGCUGGAAAACUUGCAUGGGAACUUCACAGAGACUAGGAACAACAUCGCAUAUGACAUCCAGAGACUCUAUGACAAAGAUCCCCUGGGCAAUGUGCUUGUGGACAAGAAGAAACUGGAGAAGACCCUGCUGCUGAGUUAUGUCUGCAACACGAAGGCUGAGUACCAGCGAGGCUUCCAUGAGAUGGUGAUGCUCUUCCAGCUGAUGGUGGGGCAUGAGCAUGAGACCUUCUGGCUCUUCCAGUUCUUCCUGCAGAAAACAGAGCACAGCUGUGUCAUCAACAUCGGGGUAGGCAAGAACCUGGACAUGCUUAACAGCGUGAUCACUUUACUGGACCCUGAAUUUGCUGAACACCUCAAAGGGAAGGGCUCAGGAGCUGUGCAGUCUCUCUUCCCCUGGUUCUGCCUCUGCUUCCAGCGUGCCUUCAAAUCCUUCGACGAUGUCUGGAGGCUCUGGGAGGUCUUGCUGACGGGGAAGCCCUGCAGGAAUUUCCAGGUGCUGGUGGCCUACAGCAUGCUACAGAUGGUGCGUGAGCAGGCACUGGUGGAGAGCAUGAGUGGUGACGCCAUCCUCCUGGCCUGCAACAGCCUCAUUGACCUUGAUGCUGAUGAGCUGAUCUCUGCUGCCUGCAUGGUUUAUGCUGAGCUCAUGCAAAAGGAGGUUCCUCAGCCAUUAAAGGAUUUCUUUCUCUGAGAACGCCAACACUCACAAUGGACACAUGCCCUCAAUGGACUGGAUGAAGGCAAUUCUUCAGCCAUGCGGUCAGGGUCAAGUUCAAUGAGUAUUGGGAUGAGGGCAUAGACAAUACAACACAUGGAAACAGUCUUUGAAGUAUUGGUUUGUGGUGGUCACGAGUCUUUUUUGACCUUGCAGUGCAUGAUAGUUGAGGCCAUAUAGUAAGUGGACAGACACUGUGAGACUAUGGAGAAGGCAUACUGGGACAGGACGGCGUGGGACAGCCACCCUUGGUGACUGAUGGGUCUUCAGAGAUCCACACCUAAAAGCAAAUGGGUAGGGUAGGACCAGCUUUGAAGCCUCCCAGACACUUGCCACAGACGAGAGUGAACACACAUCUGGACUCAAGUUCUAAGGGGAGAUGAGCUGUGGCCUUUGCAUCUGUCCCCACUACCCCUUACUCUCAACAUAGUUCUUCCAUUCUCUCCCACACCCUAGACUUCCCACCAACUCUGGAAGAACCAACUGAAAUCUCUGGCCACCAGGUUGUCCCCUCCUGGUCUCAAAGUCUUCCUCAUGACUCUACCUUUACUCCACCACCUCCAAGUGUCUCCUUGAUCGAAGCUGGGUUUCUCAGCCUUCCUCAUCCUCUCCUGAGACUUCAUUCUGCCCUUGCCCAGGAAACUAUUCUCUCUUGGGGCAAUUGGCUCAGGUCCCCCAGGCCAUGC